Messenger RNA from Hibiscus syriacus, 489 nucleotides. Its product is annotated as probable UMP-CMP kinase 2. Gene Ontology annotation, biological process: UDP biosynthetic process; CDP biosynthetic process. The record is from RefSeq and is a predicted model, not a curated record. The transcript is spliced from 4 exons. Gene Ontology annotation, molecular function: UMP kinase activity; ATP binding. Lineage: Eukaryota; Viridiplantae; Streptophyta; Magnoliopsida; Malvales; Malvaceae. The coding region runs from base 109 to 405 and encodes 98 amino acids. Gene Ontology annotation, cellular component: cytoplasm; nucleus.
CUUACAGUAACGACAAUCAACCCAGCUCAUCUUCGUUCCUCCUGACUUAUAGCUCAAAACCCAACAUACAACAGAGAAAUAGCUAAAGACUAGACAAGUCUAAAGGAGAUGUGGAGGCGCGUGGCUUCGCUUUCUUCUUUCAUCUCAUCCUCCAGCUCCUCCUUCGUUGCCCAGUCAGCCUCCAGACUGAAUACUUGGGAAUCAUUAACUACGGGGAUCGCCCAACCGGCAAAAGGUGUUAUAGCCCCCAAAGAGAAAACUCCAUUCAUAACUUUUGUCCUAGGUGGUCCUGGUAGUGGAAAAGGUACUCGGUGUAUAAAGAUUGUUGAGACCUUUGGGUUCACACAUUUGAGUGCUGGAGAUUUGUUAAGAAGGGAAAUAGCUUCUAACAGUGCAGAUGGGUAAUAAUUUCUCAUCAUUGUUUAUAGAUCAUAGUGUUAAGUGACUAUACUAAUCCAUAUCCUCUGAUGAUAUAUCUUUGAUUUCACU